AGGGAAGUCGAGCGGGGAGUCAGCUGGUCAGUGUGAAAGUGAAUUGAAAGAGCCAAUGCGAGUGCGAGUGUGUGUGUAUGUGUGUGACAGAGUGUGUAUGAGUCACAACCUGAGCACUUUAGUACUUUGGAGUUUUGUUUUUGCUGCGAUUGUAUAGAUUGUGUAUUUUUGUGGACACGCUCCUCUCAACGACCCGGAAUCAAAGCGUGCCACGGCUCGGGUGUCAUUCGUCGUGCUCCAGCGUUCCCGAGGUAAGCAGAGACGGGUGGAUGCAGUGAUUCCCUGCAGAGAAGGCAGCACCUGAAACAGAGAGGGGGAGAGAGAGCGAGAGCACCAUGGCUUUAGCAGGAUGUCCAGACUACUUCCUGCCGCACCCAAACUACCAGGAAGCAGUGGAUCGGACUCCUGCUCACAGGCCAGAGGAAGGUUUUCAGCGCACAGACAAGCGCACCCAUCAUCAUGAUGAUGACGUGGACCUGGAGCAGCUGGUCAACGAGAUGAACGCGUCGGUGGAGAGCGUGCACGCUGCGGCGGCCGCGUGUGCGGACACCGUGCCGCUGCUACACAACGGCCACACCCACCGUCCCCACCCCCCCCACCCCUCCCACCACCAGCAGCAGCAGCAGCAGCCCCGGCCCCGCCCCAGUCUGCAGCAGCAUGUCCCGGGGGGCCACAGCCACGCCCAGCGGCCGCUGCCCCAGUCGUCCAGCCGGGGGGCGCUGCCUCACUCACUGCCCAUGCAGAUCCAGGCCGUCAGGCGGCUCCAGGGAGAGCACCAGGUCCGUCCGUCCUCGCUGCCUGCCAUCCCCAACCCCUUCCCUGAGCUCUGCAGCCCCUCGGGUUCCCCCAUCCUCAGCCCCAUCCAGAUCUCCGACAACCACAUAGUGAAGGUCUGGAGCGAGGAUGGAGCAGGGAAAGUUCUUGAGAUCCUGGCCGAAAUGACGGCCCGUGACGUCUGCCAACUCCUGGUCUACAAGAGCCACUGUCUGGACGACAACUGCUGGACCCUCGUGGAGCAUUACCCCCUGCUGGGCCUGGAGAGGUGUGUGGAGGACCAUGAGCUGGUGGUGCAGGUGCAGCUUUCUAUGGGCAGCGAGGGCAAAUUCCUCUUCAGGAAGAACUUUGCCAAAUAUGAAUUCUUCAGGAACCCCCUGAACUUCUUCCCAGAGCAGAUGGUCGCGUGGUGUCAGGAGUCCAACGGUUCCAUUCCCCCCUCGCAGCUCUUACAGAACUUCCUGGACUCCAGCAGCUGCCCCGAGAUCCAGGGCCACCUCUACCUGAGGGAGACGGGCCGGCGCUCCUGGAAGAAGCUCUACAUGUUCCUGCGGCGCUCCGGCCUGUACUACUCCACCAAGGGAACGUCCAAGGAACCCAGACACCUCCAGCUGCUGGCCGACCUAGAGGACAACAAUAUGUUCACGGCGGUGACGGCGAGGAAGGCCCACAACGCCCCCACGGACUACCAGUUCAGCAUCAAGCCCAGCAAGGCGAGGAGCGAGUGCAAGGAGCUGAAGAUGCUGUGUGCCGAAGACGAACAGAGCCGGACCUGCUGGACCACCGCCUUCAGGCUGCUGAAGCAUGGGAUCUCACUCUAUCACAACUACACCGGCCCGCAGUCAAAGAAGACCCCCCUCUCGUCAGUGCAUCCCCCGCAGCGAAGCGUGUCGGAGAACUCCCUGGUGGCCAUGGACUUCUCCGGGAGGACGGGCCGGGUCAUCGACAACCCUGCUGAGGCCCAGAGCGCCGCCAUGGAGGAGGGACAGAGCUGGAGGAAACGGAGCCAGCGUCUCAACGUCCUGGGCAGCCCCGGUCCCCUUCACACCCCCUCUCUCAGCGCAGUGAUCCACAGAACCCAGUUGUGGUUCCACGGCCGCAUCGUGAGAGAGGAAGCCCAAAGAAUGAUGGUCCAGCAGGGCCAGGUGGACGGGUUGUUCCUGUUGAGGGACAGCCAGAGCAACCCUAAGGCCUUCGUGCUGACGCUGUGUCACCACCAGAAGACCAAGCACUUUCAGAUCCUGCCGUAUGAAGAGGAGGGCCAGGUGUUCUUCAGCCUGGACGACGGUGCCACCAAGUUCACAGACCUUAUCCACCUGGUGGACUUCUACGAGCUGAACCGUGGCGUGCUGCCCUGCCGCCUCAAGCACCCCUGCACCGCCGUAGCCUUGUGACACUACCCCCUUCCUGUGACCC
Molecule: messenger RNA, 2190 nt
Organism: Gadus chalcogrammus (walleye pollock)
Lineage: Eukaryota; Metazoa; Chordata; Actinopteri; Gadiformes; Gadidae
Product: growth factor receptor-bound protein 10-like
Exons: 17
Coding region: 336-2168 (610 amino acids)
Biological process (GO): negative regulation of insulin receptor signaling pathway; negative regulation of Wnt signaling pathway; insulin receptor signaling pathway
Molecular function (GO): insulin receptor binding
Source: RefSeq, a predicted model, not a curated record